AUGCAGAAAAUGGAGAUUUUGUCAUUGAGAAUUUCUAAAACUAUUCUUGCAAUCUUCUCCCUUGUUUUGCUUUUCAACAUUCUUGCCCAGGCACAAGGUUUGAUUCUUUUGCCGAAUCUCGAACUAACGCAACAAGACUUAUUAGAUUCAAAGAUUCGAGAUGUAGCUACGACAAAGCCAUAUGACUCUAUAUUGAAAUUUAUAAAAUCUAAGAGCUUUCCAAAUCGAACAUCAUUUCCAUCUGGCUUUUUGUUUGGUGCCGGAACCUCUGCCCUUCAGAUUGAAGGAGCAGGUCAUGAAGGAGGAAGAGGUCUUGAUGUGUAUGUAGAUGUAGAUAAGUUUUCCACAAAGAUUGGACAUUACAAGAGAUAUAAGGAGGAUGUGAAACAUUUGAAGAAACUUGGAAUAAAUUCUUACAGAAUGUCUAUCUCUUGGAGUAGAAUAAUGCCAGAUGGAACCUUGGAAGGAGGUAUAAAUAAAGAAGGUAUCAACUUCUACAACAAUUUGAUCAACGAAUUACUCAAAAAUGGUAUUGAACCUUUUGUAACUAUUCUUCACUUUGACUAUCCGUUAGCUCUUCAACAAAAGUUUGGUGGCUUCUUAAAUCGCUCCAUUGUGAAACAUUAUAAAGAUUUUAGUGAACUUCUAUUCAAAACAUAUGGAGAUCGAGUGAAACAUUGGACUACAAUCAAUGAGGCAGAAGUCACAGCUAUAUAUCAAUAUAUGUACAACAUUGAUAAUAUUUCAACUGAGGCAUGCCAAACUACUAGAAUAUGUAAAGAAGCGUAUACUUUACUUCACAACUUCCUCAUUGCCCAUGCUACAACAUCAAAGUUAUACAGAACAAAAUUCCAAGCAAUACAAGGGGGAGAAAUUGGACUUGCUAUUUCUUCAGGAGCUUAUGUUCCGUAUAGUUCAAAAGGAGAGGAUGUCGCUGCUGCUCAAAGAUUAAUGGAUUUCUAUUGGGGAUGGCUUCUAGAGCCGGUGUUCAAUGGGGAUUAUCCAAAAAUAAUGAAAAAAUUGGUGGGGAAUAGGCUGCCCAAAUUCACUAAAGAGGAGAAAAAAAUGUUAAAAGGAAGCACAAACUUUAUUGGGAUCAAUUAUUAUGCUUCUCACUUUGCUAUACAUGAACCUAAUAGAACCAAAGUUAUUGGUGACAAUUUUGAUGCAUUAGCUCGGUCUGAAGUUUUUAACGCUGAAGGAAAAACUCUUGGGUACAAGGAUCAAUACGCUGGAUUUUAUGUCUAUCCGGAAGGGUUAUAUAAUUUCUUACUCUACAUUAAGAAUAACUACAAAAAUCCUAAUAUCUACAUAACUGAAAAUGGUUGUGCAUCUACAAAAAUUCCAAAUCCAUUGAAGAAUGAACAUCGAACUGCUUACAUUGCCGCACAUAUAAAUGCUACCAAAGCAGCCAUUAAUGAUGGUGUAAAUGUUCGUGGUUACUUUGCGUGGGCAGCAUUUGAUACAUUUGAAUUUCAAGGGGGUUAUUCAGGAACUUGGGGACUUUAUCAUGUCGAUUUUAAUAACAACCUUAAGCGUAUACCGACUGACGCUGCUAAAUGGUACAAAAAAUAUUUGACAUGAGAUUUGAUUACACUAAACUAGGAAAAUAAAGUACAUCAAUAAAUAUAAAAAAAAUAGAAGCAAAGAGAAAGAAAUCACUUGAAAUUUGUUUUUUUAUAGUAUGUUGUUUAGUCAAAGAUUAUGUAAAUAAAUUUGUUUUAAACAAGUCAAUAACUUUGUAUGUUUGAAAGUUGUAGUAAUAUCUCUAGGGACAUCUUCCCAAAUAUAUUAUA
Cicer arietinum (chickpea) is the source of this 1796-nucleotide messenger RNA. The record is from RefSeq and is a predicted model, not a curated record. Lineage: Eukaryota; Viridiplantae; Streptophyta; Magnoliopsida; Fabales; Fabaceae.